CACGACGGCUUCGUAAGCUGGUGGUGGUCCUGGUGUAGGAGGAGCUUGUAUAUCAGACAGCACGAAUUCUUCGGAUUCAAAGCACUGAAAUAACAGCAAAAACAAACAUAAAAGUAGGCGUUCACUAAUUUUGAAUGGAAUAGAGUCUCAUCGUCGUAAGAUUAACGAAAAAGAGUUAAUGACCAGAAUGAUGUCGGCCAGUGAGCUGCGUCGAUACCUGCUGGCUUUGUUCAUGCUCGGCGGUAUUUUGCUCUGCUACCUCUUCUGGAAUCAACCAUCGACUCCGGGGAUGGGCGCCUCCAGCUACACUAACAACAAUGCCCAGAAAGUGUACAUACCGUAUCUGACGAAAUCGGAUUUGCGAUGGAGCUGGGAGUGCGAGGGUCAACGGUGCGUGCGUAAGGAAGUCGGCAAGGACGAUCGUCACACGUCCUUAGCCACGUGCAGCAUGUUAUGUGGAUCGACUCAAUUGUGGCCACAGCCGACGGGCCCUGUGACCUUGGGCAGUCGUUCCGUGGUCUUCAACCAUCAACAGUUCCAGUUGGACACCAUGGUCAGCGAGCCGGCUCGUUCGUUCAUCAUGUACUCUUUCGCCGCAUUCAACUCGAACGUCGUAAAUUUAGUGCAAAACGUUGACUACACCAAGAGCAAGAGUGACAUCAGGAAGUUCGUCGUGAAAAUCUCUGUGUUCGAUGCGAAGGUUGUGCGCCUGCUGCUCACCACCGAUGAAAGUUAUAAGCUGGUGGUAAGACCGAACGAGGAUAAUGACUUGGUGGCUAUGAUCACGGCUCAGAACGUGUUCGGGGCGCGACACGCUCUGGAAUCUCUGUCCCAGUUGAUUUGGUGGGCAGAGUUUGAAAACGGGGGGAUGUUGAAGACUUUGAGAGGAGCGAGCGUGCAGGACGCACCCAAGUUUCCGUACAGAGGUCUGAUGGUCGAUACGGCUAGGAAUUUCAUGCCCGUAGAUAAUCUGAAGCGAGUGUUGGUGGGAAUGGCUGCAAACAAAUUGAAUGUGUUCCAUUGGCACGUGUCUGACUCGCAGAGUUUUCCGCUCGAGUUGCCGAACGUUCCACAGCUCGCGAAGUACGGAUCGUAUCGACCUGAUUUAGUUUACACCGUCGAGCAGGUGAAAGAAUUAGUGGAGUUCGCCAAUCUUAGGGGUAUCAGGGUGGUGAUUGAGGUGGAUAUGCCGGCACAUGCUGGCAACGGAUGGACGUGGGGACCGAGCGAAGGACUUGGAGAUUUGGCUGUUUGCGUUAAUCUUCAGCCGUGGAGUUUAUAUUGUGGGGAACCGCCGUGCGGACAACUAAAUCCAGAUAAUCCUAAUGUUUAUGAUGUGCUUGAGAAAAUAUUCAAAGAUUUGCUGGAAAUGACCGGGGAAAGUGAGAUCUUCCACAUGGGUGGUGACGAGGUGAAUUUGGAGUGCUGGGCGCAGUACAGGAACCGGAACAACACCAGUAGCUACGUGGAUUUGAACGAGGUUUGGGGUAACUUCACCAAGGAAGCGUUGAAGAGACUUGAGAAAGCUAACGGCGGGAAGAGGCCUAAGCAUGUGGUUGUUUGGAGCAGCAACCUCACGAAGAGACCUUACUCGGUUAAGUACUUUGAUAAGAACAGUAUAGUUGUACAGAGCUGGGGCGGAAGCGAGUGGACGGAAACGCCUGAGCUGGUAGCAGGUGGAUACAAUGUGAUCAUAUCGCACGUGGAUGCGUGGUAUUUGGAUUGUGGUUACGGUAGAUGGCGCGAACACGGGGAAGCCGCCUGCGAUCCCUACAGGACGUGGCAGACCGUUUACAGGCAUCAGCCUUGGAACAGCGAUGUUUAUUACAGGAAGCAGGUUCUGGGUGGAGAGGCCUGCUUGUGGACGGAACAGGUGGACGAGAAGUCUUUGGAUACCAGGUUGUGGCCGAGGGCUGCGGCAUUCGCGGAAAGGGUUUGGAGUGAUCCUCCUGUGGACAGAUCGUCGAUGUCCAUUAACGAGGACGUUUAUACCAGACUGUCGACGCACAGGGACAGGCUUAUAUCUCGCGGCCUCGCCGCAGAAGCCCUUUGGCCGCAAUGGUGUUCGCAGAAUCCCGGUAUGUGCCUUUGACGGCCCGGCCCGAAUGUUUAGUUUGAAACGAGGAGAUACAAUCCUCCUCUCGCCUGCCUCUCUCUUUCACACAGUCACUCACUCACUCUCUCAGACAUUGAUGCAAAUGCAAUAGACAUUUGCAUAUAAAAGCAGCGUGUUCGAUGAAUAUUCAAGUACCGACUGGAAGAAGAAUAUUUCAUUUCCGUAUAUCAAAAGCUUACGUUGUUUGUGCGCGUACUGACCAAACUUUAAAUGUGCACCUCUUACAUAGUCUGACACCUCAUCCAUACUCAACCCCCAAAAAAAGAAAAGACCUAAUUCGUGCACAGUGAUAUUAGUUUAUAAGGAUAUAACAAUAAUGUACAUAACGUCCAAUAUGUCCAUUAUACGAAACUGUAAUUUCUUUAGCCUAAUUGACCAAUGUUUGUGCCAAUCUUAUAUUCCUAUUUUUUUUUUCGUAUUUUGUAAUUUAGUACAAAUGUCACCGACUAAAUUGUGGUUUAGAUAGAUUAAAAAAGAAAUAUGUUGAAACAAGAAAAUAAUGUAUAAUAAAUAAUCGGCUUUCACCUGAAUAUGCAAAGACAAAAA
Nicrophorus vespilloides is the source of this 2662-nucleotide messenger RNA. RefSeq names its product probable beta-hexosaminidase fdl (gene Fdl). Lineage: Eukaryota; Metazoa; Arthropoda; Insecta; Coleoptera; Silphidae. The transcript has 4 exons. The coding region runs from base 179 to 2092 and encodes 637 amino acids. Gene Ontology annotation, cellular component: membrane. The record is from RefSeq and is a predicted model, not a curated record. Gene Ontology annotation, biological process: carbohydrate metabolic process; ganglioside catabolic process; glycosaminoglycan metabolic process. Gene Ontology annotation, molecular function: beta-N-acetylhexosaminidase activity.